AUGGAUAUGAUUGGUUUCAUCAGCCUUACCACUGAGGAAAGGGAACUGCAUCGACAAUUGUCGCCUCUUCCCAUCCUCUAUUCUCACUGCUCAGCGUGUGCAGUUGGCAUGGGCCAUACCCAACUUCUUCCAGCCACCAGCGAUCAACGCACGUGUGCUCCCAAGAGCAAGUCGGGGCAGGACCGACAACACAUGGACUUUGCACUGUUGCUCCGGCAAAAACCUGCCGUAGGAAAACAGCGCAAAUUGACAAUGCGCCGGCCGCACUCCCCCGCGUUUACUGCUUCACGCUUCUCCGAACCCGCCUUCUCAUCUAGACAAGUGACUCUGGCCUGUUGCCAACUUGCCAAGGGGGGAACGGCCCAUCACCACUUGGCAACGACAGGGGAUUAA
Messenger RNA from Colletotrichum costaricense, 393 nucleotides. RefSeq lists its product as uncharacterized. The record is from RefSeq and is a predicted model, not a curated record. NCBI's taxonomy places the organism in Eukaryota, Fungi, Ascomycota, Sordariomycetes, Glomerellales, Glomerellaceae. Bases 1 to 393 code for a protein of 130 amino acids. The transcript has a single exon.